Molecule: messenger RNA, 823 nt
Organism: Vigna radiata var. radiata (mung bean)
Lineage: Eukaryota; Viridiplantae; Streptophyta; Magnoliopsida; Fabales; Fabaceae
Product: cucumber peeling cupredoxin-like
Exons: 2
Coding region: 1-693 (230 amino acids)
Cellular component (GO): plasma membrane
Molecular function (GO): electron transfer activity
Source: RefSeq, a predicted model, not a curated record
AUGAUGCUUCUCCAAAACCCCUUUUUUCUCUCAUUCUCAGCAUUGUUUAUAGGCUUCUUCUGUCACUGUUCUGCAACAAAAUUCACAGUGGGGGAUUCAGCAGGCUGGAUUAUUCCACCAUAUCCAACAUACUACAAUAAUUGGACACAUUCCCAUUUCAUAACAGUAGGCGAUUCUAUUGAAUUCCAGUUCGAUGACAAAUUCUACAACCUAAUUCAGGUAUCACAACAAGAGUACGAGCAUUGCACAUCACUUGAGCCUCUAAGGAUAUUCAAUAGUAGCCCAGUAAUUCUUCCGCUGAAGGAGAAAGGGGUGUUGUUCUUCACAUGCAGCAUCUCAAACUACUGUUGUCUAGGCCAGAAGAUUGCAAUUUCUGUUCAUGAAAGUUCUUCACAAAAACCCCCAUCACCAUCACCUUCACCUUCACCCUCUCAAGUGCCAAUCAUAAUCUCUCCUCCACAACUGUCACCAAAUGGGUCUGCUCCUCAACCUCAUGGAUCUAGUGGCAUGAUUAGCCCUCCACCUUCGACUGGAAACACUUCAGGAGGCAAUGCUGGGAACCCACCUGUGCCAUCUUCCACUCAAGAUGAUGCGAAUAAUGCAAUGGCCUUGGCAGAUGGGAGAAGUUUCACUCUGUCUCUGGGGAAAGUCUUAUCUAUUCUUGGUGCUUUCUUUGGCUUUUGGGUGAUGUAGUAGUGUAUAGGGGGGUGCAACAUGCAUGCAGAGUACGUGCUUUUUACGUUAAUUAGAUUGGUUUUUACAGUGGUUUGAUUUUCAAUUUAGACUCUCAUCGUAUUUAGUGUUCUAAGAGGAUAUUUGAAUU